Messenger RNA from Cyprinus carpio (common carp), 1348 nucleotides. RefSeq lists its product as uncharacterized. The record is from RefSeq and is a predicted model, not a curated record. NCBI's taxonomy places the organism in Eukaryota, Metazoa, Chordata, Actinopteri, Cypriniformes, Cyprinidae. Gene Ontology annotation, biological process: regulation of transcription by RNA polymerase II. Gene Ontology annotation, molecular function: DNA-binding transcription factor activity; RNA polymerase II cis-regulatory region sequence-specific DNA binding.
CCGCCAAAAAAAGGGAAGAAGAAGACUACUUUUAUUUUGGGCUGGCGAUCUGACGCCAUAAGGCUGCGACUCGCUCCACUGUCUGUGAUUCGGCUGAAGGAAGGAUAGUGUCCAAACACAGGAGAAACUCCUGGAGAAACGACUGAGAUCCACGUGACAAUCUGAUAUAAAGAUGGUGUUUAUUAAAGAGGAGAGUGAAGAUUUGAGGAUUGAAGAAACAUUCAGAGUCAAACAGGAAGAUACUGAGGAACAAACAGACCUAAUGGCACUGAAAGAGGAAAAAGAAGUACUUAAUGAAAUUGGAGAGGAAGAUCAACAUGAGGAUCUUCAAAAGACAGGAACUAGAAGUUAUUUUGCUUGUUACAGUCAACAAGGAAACUUUAAAGUCCAAAUGAGAAUUCACACUGGAAAAAAGCCUUUUACUUGUGAACAGUGUGGGAAGAGUUUCACUCUUAAAAUAGGUCUUAAAAGGCACAUGAAAAUUCACACUGGCGAAAAGCCUUACAUGUGUCCUCAGUGUGGAAAAAGUUUCUGUCAAAGUGGAAACCUUAAAGUCCACAUGGGAAUUCACACUGGGAAGCGCUAUAUCAUCUGCCAACAGUGUGGGAAAAGUUUCACUCGUAAAGCAAAUCAUGACAGACACAUGAGAAUUCACACAGGAGAAAAGCUUUACACAUGCCAAUACUGUGGAGAGAGUUUUGCUCAACGUGAAAACCUUACUGUUCACAUGAGAGUUCACACCAGAGAGAAUUCUUACUUGUGCCACCAGUGUGGAAAACGUUUCCGUCAACGUCGAAACCUUACAGUCCAUAUGAGAACUCACACUGGAAAAAAGCCUUUCACCUGUGAACAGUGUGGAAAAUGUUUCACUCGUAAAUUAGGUCUUAAAAGGCACAUGAGAAUACACAAUGGGGAAACUCCCUUCACCUGCCAAUUUUGUGGAAGAAGUUUCAAUCAAAAAGGAACCCUUAACAGGCACAUGGGAAUUCACACUGGAGAGAAGCCUUUUUCCUGCCAGCUGUGUAGAAAAACCUUCACCCGUAAAAUAGGUCUUGAAAGGCACAUGAGAAUUCACACGGGAGAAAAGCCUUAUAGAUGCUCUCAAUGUGCAAGAAGUUUCAUUCAACAUGGAAACCUGACAGUCCACAUGAGAAUACACAAUGGAGAGAGUCCCUUCACCUGCCACCAAUGUGGAAAAAGUUUCAAUCAUAAAGGAAGCUUUAACCGGCACAUGAGAACUCACACUGGAGAGAAGCCUUACAUCAUGAGAAUUCAUUGUGUUAAGAUUUUGGAUAGACUUUGGAUCAUUAUUGUAAACUUAUAUGCCUUCAUUGUGGAAAGGCAAUAA